This is a messenger RNA of Caenorhabditis remanei, 2445 nucleotides long. RefSeq lists its product as uncharacterized. The transcript has a single exon. The record is from RefSeq and is a predicted model, not a curated record. The coding region runs from base 1 to 2445 and encodes 814 amino acids. Lineage: Eukaryota; Metazoa; Nematoda; Chromadorea; Rhabditida; Rhabditidae.
AUGCUAAGACAUCCUAACCACCGUACUUCAACAUCACCACCAAGCCGGAAGGCACGCUCAUUUCCAACGGAAAAAGAGCAGCUACGUGUUAGUCCGACUAAAGCCGAGAUCACGAGAACAGUUACAAAAGCCAAAGCGCUCGCUACUGCAGCCGAGGCUGUGUUGCUGCUUCUCAAAGAUCCUACCAUCAAACAUUCAGAUGUUAUUGAUGAAAAGACUUUACGAUCCGCGGCAUCUCUUACCUUUCAAAUGAAGGCAGUGGUAGCCAAGAUCGAAGACUUCGAUUCAUACAUCUACAACCAGUUCCAAAAGCCCGAACUAAAAGAUUCACCGGAUAGAGAAACUCUCUUCCGAGACGUUACGAACCCGCUCCUUGGAAGCGGAGCAGACAGUUCUCAAAAGAAACUUGCUGCUCAAAUUGCUGAAAUGGAGUCAGUUCUAAUGGGCUAUGGACAACCGCUGAGCAGUUUCCAACCAAGCAACCAGCCCCAAGAUCCGCAAGUAAGCGAUCCGCGGGAUGAUAUGGAGAACUACAUCAACGAGCCGCACCUCAGUCAAGAGACUAUUAACUUGGUCAACGAGAGGCCAUGCUCUAUCGAGUCUCCAGCUAGCUCGCGUACGAUAACCUCUUCUCAAAGCCGAGACUUAUCAAUGAUGUUUUCCGACAGUGCGUUCCCAAAUCGCACCAAGGAACUUCAGCAAAGUCUGAUAGCAGAGAACCGCGGGUUGCAAGAGGAAAACGCGAAGCACUUUCGUGCUCAAUACGAAGAAAAUCAGACACGACUUGCUCUUGAAACGAAGGGUCUCCAAUGCAGAGAAUACCUACAAACUGAACUCACGAGAGUACAGGCUACAGAGGACAAGUGGACAUCAGAGCUCAAACAACACGAGCAAAGAGAAGCACAAGAAAGUGCGAGUCAGAGACCCGAUGUUGCUAUUACCACCAUCUCACCGUUCGAGCUUUCAGUCGUUCGACCAAACACUGCUCCAGCAGUAGAGUCUUUCGAGCCAUCCGCGGACAAUAGAGUUGCACCGUCCUUUCGUUCAGCAAAUCAGAUCAAUAAUCUGAAUAUUGAGCCAAAAACAGCUGAAACACCAAACGCUACAAAUCGUCUUGAUAUAAACGAUCUAAUGAAUGCUUUCCUAAGUAUUUCUCAAAAUCAGCGUAUUGGUGCACACAUCCAUGAAAGAGAUGAGUCUGUCAGGUCCAGAGCAACUAGCAGAAGAACCCAGGCCAGAAGGUCAGCCCGUUCUCAGUCGAGCUACGUGCGGAGAUACGAACGCGAGGAAUCUUCCGAAUCGGAAGACGAAUCUAACCAUCCGGUACCAUCUCGUACCGCGACGAUCCGCCGCAACAGAUCUCUCAGCCCAGAGCCAACGCCUCGUAAAAAUGGUCUGAAAAUCGAAACAAGACUAAAAUUUCUGCAAAAUUUCGACGGAACCAAUGACUUAGAUCUUUUCCAAACACUCUUUACCAAUUUUGUCCUAAAUGACGAUGAACUGAGCCCAGAAGAAAAACGCGCUGUGCUGAUGAACCACAUCACUGGUCCAGCUACAAUUUGUGUCUCGCACGCCAAAGACUCUAAGACUGCCAUUGCGGUAACAUUCAUAUCAUUGAAUAAAGUCUACGGAAAAGCGAAUAGCAAACAUAAUCUGCUCAAAAAGCUCGAAAGUUUACCAUUCCAUCAAACUGAUCCUGAAACAAUGCGUCAAGAUGCGGUCUCCUUAACAAACGUCUUACAACAACUGAAAGACAGAGGACUACCCGCGGAUGAUCACAUGACUAUGUGGGCGAUCGCUUGCAAACUCCCUGAGAAAAUGCAAAAGAGCUUAGCCAAAUACACUGUCAAAAUCGGCGAGGCAUUAACCCACGACCUGAUUCUUGAUAGAAUCAGUCGAGACAUCGAAACGAUGGCAUUGGAACAGACGUAUGUCAGUCAACGCAAUUCCGAAGCAAAUGAGCUAUCGGAAUCAUACGUUACUACAAACUUGUCAAACAUAAACUCGAGCAAGCACAGAACUCCAGCUCAGUUCAAUCAAAAUAAUCAGCGUGAAAGAGAACGCAAACUGGUAUAUGAUCCUGCACAAUUCCCAUUCGAAUACGUCGAUCCGGUCCCGAAAAGUAAACUAGAAGGUUACUAUACUCCUGGAUCGAAGGGCGUGAAUCUCAAAAUCAUCAGUCGCACUUUCCCCCUUUCUGAAAAGGAACCAAGGCCGUGCAACGUGUGCCAAGGAAAUCACAAUGAAAUCCGCUGCACCCUCAAAAGCCACGAAUUCAGAGAGAUGUGCAAAAGGAAAGGACUAUGUCCAAUCUGUGCCAGGAAACAUGAUAUCACAGUAUGCGUUUAUCCAUACCGCUGUGGAUACUGUAAUGGAUUGCACCACUUGGGUGGUUGCCCACAGAAAGAGUUCUACAGAGACAAAAGGAACUAUGUAAUUUUUUAA